Peromyscus eremicus (cactus mouse) is the source of this 570-nucleotide messenger RNA. RefSeq names its product TNF superfamily member 15 (gene Tnfsf15). The record is from RefSeq and is a predicted model, not a curated record. NCBI's taxonomy places the organism in Eukaryota, Metazoa, Chordata, Mammalia, Rodentia, Cricetidae. Gene Ontology annotation, molecular function: tumor necrosis factor receptor binding. Gene Ontology annotation, cellular component: membrane. Gene Ontology annotation, biological process: immune response. Bases 1 to 570 code for a protein of 189 amino acids. The transcript has 2 exons.
AUGUUCCUCUCCCAUCACAGGCACGGUCUUCACUCUGUUAGCCAUUACUCAAAGCAUAUUUCUCCUUUUGUUACAGACACACCUUCCAGAGCCAAGCCAAGGGCACACCUGACAAUUCUUAAACAAACUCCAGGGCCACAUCUGCAAAAUCAGUACCCUGCUCUGCACUGGGAACAUGAACUUGGCUUGGCCUUCACCAAGAACCGGAUGAACUACACCAACAAAUUCCUGGUGAUCCCAGAGUCGGGAGACUAUUUCAUUUACUCCCAGAUCACAUUCCGAGGAAUCACAUCUAGGUGUGCUGACAUCAGCCAAGGGAAACAACCGAACAUGCCAGACUCCAUCGUCGUGGUUAUCACCAAGGUAACAGACAACUACCCCGAGCCUGCCCAUCUCCUCACAGGGACCAAGUCUGUGUGUGAAAUAAGCAGCAACUGGUUUCAGCCCCUCUAUCUUGGGGCUAUGUUUUCCUUGGAAGAAGGGGACAGGCUGAUGGUAAAUGUCAGCGACAUCUCCUUGGUGGAUUACACAAAAGAAGAUAAAACUUUCUUUGGAGCCUUCUUGCUAUAA